Molecule: messenger RNA, 561 nt
Organism: Desarmillaria tabescens
Lineage: Eukaryota; Fungi; Basidiomycota; Agaricomycetes; Agaricales; Physalacriaceae
Product: kinase-like domain-containing protein
Exons: 4
Coding region: 1-561 (186 amino acids)
Biological process (GO): protein phosphorylation; mitotic DNA damage checkpoint signaling
Cellular component (GO): nucleus
Molecular function (GO): ATP binding; protein serine/threonine kinase activity
Source: RefSeq, a predicted model, not a curated record
AUGGACGAAGCUUUUGGUUAUCGGGUGCAGAAUUCCGUUGGAGACGUGCUGGAUAUGGUCAUGCAAGCAUUAGAGAGUCUAGCCUUCAUCCAUGAUCUGAACAUUGCCCAUCGAGAUGCAUUCAUCUCCAAUUUCUUAGUUCAAUGGUACCCCGAGUCCAUUUGCGCCGGCCACCCAUCCGUAUCUCGUCCCCGUGUCCACCUUAUCGACUUUGAGACAGCACAAGAGUAUCCUCCAGAUCAGCCUUGGAUGACCGGCUACCCCUUGUGCAGCAGCUUUCCGGAUGUCUCCACUUACUCUCGACCUCGUGCCCCCGAAAUGCUCACCCCCGAUACACCUUACUCUCCAUUCAAACUGGACGUCUGGCAAUUCGGUUGCAGUCUCGAAAACUUUCAGGGCACUUUCAGCGAGGUAGAUGCUAUUUUGGCGGAGCUGGUUUGUGGGGACCCAUUGUCGAGGCCAAGCGCGAGCGAGGUGCUGAACGGACUCGUGUCUGUUGUCCACGCAAUCCCUCCUGUGUCUUUGCUUAUUCUUCCCCCGAAAAACGAUAGGAAAUCAUAA